AAAAGGGAAGAGAAGGGGAGGAGGAACACUCGCCGGGGGUAGUGGGAGUGGGAUGGACGGGUAAAGCAUGGAGUCGCGCAUAUUUGAGCUGCCAGAAGCGAGACGAGCACUUCACCGAUGAAUGACUGACGGGUCGCUCCUCUCAGACGCCCCGUACAAAUCCCAGUCCUCAUCCAUUAGAUUAACUAACGACUGAACACCGAGUUCGUAAUAUUUCUGAGUUUCUGUAACGUCUGAGCGCCGAUCCUAAGACUGAUCGAGCAUCUGGACACAUCGCCGAGGAAACCAUGGAGACGGAAUCAUCCCCGUUAGCGAGUAACGGAGCGAAUGAAAGUGAGCCUCUACCGGUGGACUAUCCCGGAGGAGAGAUGCCAGCCUCACUUGGUGCACGGAGAGGCUCCAGCGUGAAGAAACAUCACCACAAACACAACCUGAAGCACCGCUACGAGCUCCUCGAAACCCUCGGGAGAGGAACAUAUGGAAAAGUGAAGAAAGCCAUAGAGAGGCACACUGGACGAGCGGUGGCGAUUAAAUCCAUCCGAAAGGAGAAGAUUAAAGAUGAACAAGACAUGGUGCACAUCCGCAGAGAGAUCGAGAUCAUGUCUUCUCUCCGCCAUCCACACAUCAUCUCUAUAUACGAAGUGUUCGAGAAUAAGGAUAAGAUUGUGAUCGUGAUGGAAUAUGCCAGUAAGGGCGAGCUGUACGAUUACAUCAGCGAGCGCCGAAGGCUCAGCGAAAGGGAGACCAGACACUUCUUCAGACAGAUUGUCUCAGCUGUUCAUUACUGCCACAAGAAUGGAGUAGUACACCGAGAUCUCAAGCUGGAAAACAUCCUCCUGGAUGACAACGGCAACAUUAAGAUUGCAGAUUUUGGUUUGUCCAACCUCUACCAUAAGGACAAGCUUCUUCAAACAUUCUGCGGCAGCCCGCUGUACGCCUCCCCUGAGAUUGUGAACGGACGACCGUAUAGAGGCCCCGAGGUUGACAGUUGGGCACUGGGCGUAUUACUAUAUACUCUUGUGUACGGAACAAUGCCCUUCGAUGGAGGUGACCACCAUAGACUCAUUCGCCAGAUCAGCAACGGAGAAUACAGAGAACCGCCACAGUCAUCAGACGCUCGUGGUUUGAUCCGCUGGAUGUUGAUGGUUAAUCCAGAUCGCAGAGCUACAGUUGAGGACAUUGCAAAUCACUGGUGGGUGAACUGGGGCUGGAAGACCAGCGUGUGUGACUGCCAGAUGCAAAGGGAGAACAGCUCACCCAUGCUGGCCCGCUUCAUUGACUGGCAGAACCGCACCGAGGUUCGUCCAGACAAAAUUCAACGCCCAGAGCCUGGUAACACUAACAAUGGCACUAAUACAGCCUUGACUCCAGCCCGGCGUCUGAGAAAGUCCAUGAAGGAGAAUGAUGUUGGGAUGUGGGGUGUUGCAGAGGAGAAGUCAGGCCUCAAGAGACCAAAAAGCAUCCUGAAGACUCGGGCGACCAGUGGAGACCAGCGGUCCCAGAGUCUAUGCGAAGUAGAGCUCAGACGGUCCAUUUGCUACCAAGAUGUCGAGUCCGGCUCGAGUCCAGAGCGAGAAGACACCCUGGGUGGCUCGCCAGCCAAAAUGGUGUCUAUGUUACCCAAGAAAGGCAUUCUGAAAAACAAUCAGCAGCGCGAGUCUGGUUAUUACUCCUCGCCGGAGCGCAGCGAAUCCUCCGAACUGUUAGGGGGUGCUACUGUGCAGCCUCCGAAUAGCUCACCAACCAAACGGACUGUUGGGAGGAAAGGUAUACUGAAGCGUAAUGGUAAAUAUUCCACACACAGUGCCGUGGGAGUCCAUGGAGAGGCCCAGGCAGACUCAAAUGGCCCGCGGAGCCAGAGCAGACCCUCCAGCAUCUUGUACGAGGAGAUGGGUCUUUCCAACAUGGCGUUGGACUGGCCACCCGCCUCUCCGAAACCCAACAUCCGGGGCUCGCUGUCGGCCGAAGACUUGCUGCAGACGGCUGGGUUCAGGGGCCUUCAGACCGUGGCACCCCUUCAUGGUGGAAAGGGUGUCCGUAGCCCUCCUGGUUCCCCUGGAGACAAUGGGAGCUUCUCCUUGCUGGGCGAUCUGGAUGAUGUUACCCAGGUGUACCAGAAAGCCCUGGACAUUAGCAGCCAGCUAGGCUAGACUUGAACAAAAAGGCGGAGAGACUGGAAGAGUGAAUUUUUCCCAGCAUGUCCUUCUCAGCACAGUGCUGCUGGGUAAAUGUUUACAAGUCGAGAAGCGGGACAUUUCAUAUCUCCAUUCACCAACUCUCGUUGAUGAGCAUUUCUCAUGAUAUUCUCGUUUUAGACUCGACAGUCGAGGGGGAACAACGGAAGCACUUUAAAUCGGCUGUUCUCCGAGUUGCAGCACGUAAAGACAGGAAUUGGAAUUGUGUUAAAGUUACUGUAUUUAUCUGCCCUUCAUGGUUUGAACAUUUUGAAAACACCAAGGCAAUUUCAUAGUUUAUGGGAGAGCGUUUUCAUCGAUACAGUUCAUGCAUUAUGAAAAGUGUUAGAUAAAGGCCAUUUGAACAUGUAUAAUAAAUUAUCAUUGUAUAAUACCACCAAUUUCAGUGAAGUACAUACACAGCAGUACAUCCGUAAUGGUAAGACUUAAAGGAAAGGAAUGUUUUCGAGAAUUUGAAAAGACAUACAGGUGUAGGUUUAUUACACACAAAAAAUAGAGGAGCAUUUUGUCUUUAUUAGGGUAUCUUUUGUACAUAGAUUUGACUAAACUUACAGAAAAGUACCAAAAGAUACUACAGUACCACCAAGGUUUUUUUUUUUUAACAUGUAUCAUGGUACUACCUUUGUAUUGUUGGGGGAAAAUGCUAAUUUAUUAUUAUUAUAAAAAAAUAAAUAGAAUUCAUUAACUUUGGCAGCCCUAAAAUACUACAAACAAUGACUACCAUUUAACUUAAAAAAGAAAAGAAAACUAAACAAAUGUGAAAAAUCAAAAUACAAUGAAAUUCAACGUUCUAAUAACUCUGCCUUGGAAUAUAAUAUUAAUUCUAGCAUGUACUAUGGUGUAUAUCAAAGUGCGGAUUAUUAAUAAAAAUAAACAUAAAAAACUGAGAGUAUAUCAUGAUCUCAGAGCUCAUUUUAACCUGUUGUGACAGAGGCAGAACCAUGCAAAUAUUGACGUAUCUCUGAGAUCAGCUAGAGAGCAACUAGUGCAACACAAAGGAUAGGAAAGGGCAAAGGUCAAAGGUGGUAUCAGUGUUAUGAUAUCAUACAUUCUCUCUCACACAGACAUGCACACACAAUGCUAGUGCACAUGGCCAAUUAUAUGAGCCCCCUGAAGCAUGAAAGUGUGGAAAGACAAGCUUUGACCUACGGUGUAAAUCUGGUCCAGAAAUGACCUGCGUUUCAACAGCACAUGGCUUUAAAGACAGGAAAGAGAUGCCAAACUAUUCUUUUUAGAAGGUGGAGAGUUAAAAGACACAUAUUCUUAAGGCAGUAGAUUAUAGAAAUAAAGAUUAAGAUUGAAAAUGUUUCACUUAAAAAAACGGCAAUCAAAAGGUCACGUCUCUAACGGUAAAAUCGUCAGGAAGUGGUAUAUAUUGUGCAUGUGCAAUUGCUUUAUUGUUCCACAUAAAAUGGCAUGUCAAGAUAAAAUGAAGAUACCAUGCCAUUUUUUUCUGUUACAUUCAUUUUUUGGUUAUUCCUCUAGUUUAAUUUCCUAAAUUGCUCACACAGGCUUUCAAAACAUUGGUUGCAUGAGGCAUUUAUACUGUGGGUUAAGUGUGAACUAUAAUAGUCUGGCUUUAAACUUUGAGUAUGUGCUCAAUAUUAAAAAACUGCAUUAAGAUAUACAUUACAAGGCAUUUCUGUCAACCUAAGCGUCAAUGUGGCAGUUUUAUAUGAAGUACAGUGUAACCAUUUAAAUAUAUAUA
This is a messenger RNA of Carassius carassius (crucian carp), 3903 nucleotides long. Its product is annotated as NUAK family SNF1-like kinase 1. Gene Ontology annotation, biological process: intracellular signal transduction; microtubule cytoskeleton organization; protein phosphorylation. Lineage: Eukaryota; Metazoa; Chordata; Actinopteri; Cypriniformes; Cyprinidae. The transcript has 7 exons. Gene Ontology annotation, molecular function: protein serine/threonine kinase activity; tau-protein kinase activity; ATP binding. The record is from RefSeq and is a predicted model, not a curated record. Bases 288 to 2150 code for a protein of 620 amino acids. Gene Ontology annotation, cellular component: cytoplasm.